GCUGACAGACACAGACAUUUUGCAGCAAACAAUGUACAAAAUCCAAAAAAAAACAUCUCAGAGCUGAAUGGAAAUUUAUUGUGAACUAAUUCCUAAUCAAUGAUGUUACGAGUUCGCGUCUGAAAUUCACGUGAUAAUAUAAACCCACAUUAUUAUAAACCAACUACCGCCUACACAGCAUACAAAGUAAUUUACAAUGUUACUUUCUGGAGUAAGACUAAGUAUCCAACGCAUACGAUGAGUAACCGCGACGACCGCGACUGGGUGCCGGUGGCUGCGGGGCUGGCCAUCGGGGUCGGCGUGCUGGCGCUGCUGUACAAGAUGCUCUCGCGUGGCUGCCGCAGCGCCGUCAAGAACAGCUGCAACCAGCAGCAGGGCACGCCGUUUGGGUGCACGUGCUCGAAAUACGCGCCGUGUAAACUCCAUGAUAAGAAGUGAUAAAAGAUCUUUUUAGAAGAAUGUUGUCAAAUUAUGGUGUCGAAAUGUCAUACUGGCAGAAGUUUUGUCAAUGUCAUGGAAACCUAGAGAAAUAUUGUGAAGAAAAAUGAUAACAUAAACAUAGUGGUGUAAAACGAAAUCAAUCAGCCAGCCCGUACAAUGUAUUCUAACAUUUUAUGAAUACUAAAUUGUUAAAGUUCCAAGAUGUGCGAUUGCGCGGAGGAGAAGGCGCGUCGGCAAGCGUUGGAGCGCAAGCGCCUAUUAGAGGAGGGCGACUCGGCGACGUCGCGCGGCGGCAGCUCGGGCAGCGCGCCCGGUGUGUCCUGGUUCUCCGUGCUGGGCGGCACGCUUCUGCUCGCGCUAUUCGCUGUGGCCGUCAAGACAGGAGCAGACCCAGAGGGGUGGGCGAAGCCGUUGUACGUCAUGUUGGGACUCCAUGUUGAGGACAAAGGCCCUUGCGGUAUAAGGAUCGACGACAAAAGACGCAAAUGGCCAUUAGAAGACAAGAAGUACGAAUAGCUCCAAACACGAAAAGACCGCGCAGAUUGAAAAGGAAUAACGUUUUAGUAACAUUGUCCCGAAGAAUAAAUAAUAAACUUACAAAUGUUCCGAA
Messenger RNA from Ostrinia nubilalis (European corn borer), 1051 nucleotides. RefSeq lists its product as uncharacterized. The transcript has 6 exons. The coding region runs from base 643 to 957 and encodes 104 amino acids. Lineage: Eukaryota; Metazoa; Arthropoda; Insecta; Lepidoptera; Crambidae. Gene Ontology annotation, molecular function: DNA topoisomerase type II (double strand cut, ATP-hydrolyzing) activity; DNA binding; ATP binding. The record is from RefSeq and is a predicted model, not a curated record. Gene Ontology annotation, biological process: DNA topological change.